Messenger RNA from Pocillopora damicornis (cauliflower coral), 3763 nucleotides. RefSeq names its product bis(5'-adenosyl)-triphosphatase enpp4. NCBI's taxonomy places the organism in Eukaryota, Metazoa, Cnidaria, Anthozoa, Scleractinia, Pocilloporidae. The record is from RefSeq and is a predicted model, not a curated record.
AUACUCACUAAUUGCCCGUUAGGAAUACCCUUGACAGGUGGACUAUAUUUGCUCUUUUUAAUUAUUUUUCGCUUCUCUCCUUGUUAUAUUUUAACCAAAAUGGUAAAUUUGAAAAUUUUCUUUUUCGUUUCGUACUUUUAUUCGUUCAAUUGCGGUUAUUCUAUGCGAAAGGAAACUGUUAUUUUGGUCUCCUUUGAUGGGUUUCGGUGGGAUUACCUAGACAUGAAUCGAACUGCCACGAAGAACUUCUCCUCUAUCAUGAAACAAGGGGUGCGGGCUGAAUAUGUUAGGAACGUGUUUCCAACGGUAACUUUUCCCAAUCACUACACUAUCGUCACAGGGCUUUACCCUGAAAGCCACGGAAUAAUAUCGAACUCGUUUUACGACGCGAUUGCAAACAAAUCUUUUAACAUGAACACGAACAGUUCCGAAUGGUGGGACAAAUUUGCCGAACCUCUUUGGGUGACAAGCGAAAAACAAGGACAUAGAAGUGGUAUGUGUUUUUGGCCAGGCUAUGAUGUGGAAUACAAAGGCCAAAAACCUUCUUUUACCACGAGUGAAUUUGGAUUUGGAAGACCUUUUGCCCCUCGUGAAAACGAAACGAUUUCUCCUUGGAAGUGGCGUGUUGAUUUGGUUUUAAAAUGGUUGAAAGAUCCAGACCCACCGUCCUUUAUCACUUUAUACUUUGAGGAACCGGACGAAGCUGGCCAUUGCUGUGGCCCUGACUCGGUAAAUGUUACAGAAGAGAUUGGAAGAGACGACGAAAUUACGGGUUAUCUCUUGCAAGAAUUACACAAAGCAAAUUUAACGGAUGCAGUUAAUUUGAUAAUAACAGCUGAUCACGGCACUGCUAUGUACAAUUCAAGCACAGUCUUGGACUUGCAUGAAUUUUUACCUCCAGAUUAUUCCUUAUGGAUUCCAGGUUGGGCUUACUUUUCAUUCAAUACCACCAAUGUAACAGGAGCGUAUGAUAGUUUAAAGAAGGCAGAGAAACAGAAAUCGCACUUUAAUGUAUACAGAAAAGAGGAACUUCCGGAAGAACUUCAUUUCAAACACAGUAGGUUUGUAGCUGAAAUUAAUGUCAUCUUGGAAGAAGGUUGGUUGGCAACAGUGGGACCCUUCAACCAUUCCCGCAAGGUAGUCACAAAAGGAACUCAUGGCUGGCACCCAUCCUUACCAACCAUGCACCCUUUCUUCUUGGCACAAGGCCCAGCUUUCAAGCAAGAUUAUAAAAGUGGUCCUAUCGAGAUGGUUGACAUCUAUCCAUUGAUUUGCCAUUUACUAGGUAUAGAUCCUUUGCCAAACAAUGGCUCACUCAGUGGCAUUACACACGUGCUGAAAGUUGCGCCAAAUCCUUCGCACUCAAAUGACCACUGGCUCACAACUGGAGAAGUUAUUGCCAUAGUUAUAGGUACAGCUAUUGCUUUGACAGUCUGCAUGUAUGCUGUUUUAAUGAUAAGAAGGGAUCGCCGACAUAUGGCUAGAGGUCACAGACCUGGUGAAGGUAACCAGCCGUUACUGUUUGGAGAUGAAGAUGAUGAAAAUAUGAUUUAAAUAUCUUAUCAAAAUGGUCCACUGUCAAAAAUAACAGUGUUUACCUUGUGAACCCAAAGGUGAUUGACAUGUGCCAGUAUUUUCUCACAAUUCCAUAACUCCAUCCAGCAUUGGAGGUAGAGAAUAGAUAAACUUUAUCAUUUAAUGAAUUAUCUUGAUGAAGCAAAAUUCUCCUUACCGCUUUAUGAGGAACUUUUUAGAAGCAAGAGGGGAGAAUUACUUAUCAAUCUUUGAAGGCAAAAGGUUAAAAAUACUAAUACAAAAGUGGUAAAGUAUUCCUUGUGCAUAUUUUUAGAAGCUGAAGCAGGUGGUUGUAGUAGGCACUUUCUCCAUACUGAAGGAUGGCUUUCUAAACUCUAACAUGCACUGAGUUCUAUCGAGAGCCCUGAAUAUGUAACCAAAGUUUCUAGUUGCUAGAAAUUAUCUUGGCCCUGGUAGUGGAAAGGGUGGGUUUAAAUGCUAAUAACUGGAUAAAUCUCGUUCCAGUAAAUGGUGCAGCAUCUAUUGUUAACACUUUACCUCUAUAUAGUGAGUAAUUAGUUAACUCUUUAGUCCUAGAAGUGAAAAUUGGCUAGCCUGGUAAGAUGUGACCACAACUCACUGAAGACUACAAAUUAUUGACAAGUCUUCCUUCCACCUGACAUUGUACAAAGCCACAACUAUCAGGACUCUAACACAACAAGCACAACUUGUAUGCAACACAACAGACAGCUUAUCUCAUGAGAACAAAUACCUCAACUGUAUUUUUUCGAAAAACAAUGACAAUGAUGACUUCAUUUGAUGAAACACUCACUAUCCUAUGGCAUCUCAAUCAGCUAACAUGAACUGAACUUAGUGCACUCGACUGACAACAACUUUUCACUUGACUCUGAAAACAACUUCUACUCAGGUUGUUGGAACAUCAGUUACCACUUAUGACAACAUUCCCUCUCAGAACCACUCUCACAUGGGCCAUCAGACCACACAAUCAAGUUACUCCCAGGUUCAAACCAUUCUCUGUCCUAGAGGUGAUUGACAUAUAACCUCUCUCUAAAAUAUCUAUACAUUAUCCAGCAAAUGUGUAAAGAAAAUACUCAAACUUAUCAGGUAGAAGUUACCUUGAUUUAACAAAGUCAUUUAAAUUUACUAAAGGUUUUUUUGGAUUUGAUUUUUUUCAAUUUUGUUAUUAUUUACUCACUUAUUUACUUACUAUUUCUGUGGGUCUGUUCUGUAAUAGGUCACAAAUGAUGUCAGAAAGUGGUAAGAACUAAAAAGGGGCAGGUGAGGGGCAGCUAAGUGUGUCAUCAAUGUUUUUAUCACAUGUUGACAUUUUCUGUGAUUAUCAGUAGAACCCUACUGAAUCAAACUUGGUUUACUCCAACCCUGGGGUAACUCAAACAAGAUCACAUUUCCCUUGAUACCAUUUUUUUCCCCUAGACAUUUACUAUCAGCUAACUUGAACCACCACUAAACCCUUCAACUCCCAGAAGUGACCAACAUGUAGCUUCUUCCUAUGAUAUCUGAAUGUUUUCCAGAAAAUGGUUGGUGAGAAUACUAAAAUCCAUCAAGCAGAAGUUUUUAUCUUGAUCUUACACCAAAUUCUCACUACUAAAAUUUACAAGGAACUGUGUGGCAGCAAGAGGAGAGAACUAACAAUCAACAGCUUGACACAAUCUCCACCAUUGUUGUAAAUGGUUACAUCAUAUUUUGUUUAUGAAGCAGUCCUGACAUGCCAUACCAUGACAAGGCACACCCAGGAAUAUCUUUAAACAUCAUUCUAUAGCUAUGCUUGAAAGAAAAUUUUGCAGAAACUGCAAUGGCUAGUUACCGUGGACUGAAAAACUGACAUAGAAUUAUGACCAGUUGUUAUUCAAGGUUUCUUGAAGAAAAAUUGAUGUAAUUUUGUUCACCAAACAGUUCACUUCAUCUUUUUAAUACAAAUGUUUGUGCAUAAUUUACAUUUACAUAUUGUGUUACAAAAUUGGUCCAGGGUGACAAUGAUACACACUACUCUCUUGAAGCCUUGACUGACCCCUGACAAAAAGCUAACCACCUUCCGAACUGACCUGUUUAUCUCAACUGACCUCUUUGUUUUUUCUCUGGUGAAACACAGAGAUAAUUUUAUUUUGCAUCAAAAGUCACUCCAGGUUUUAUUCUGGGUCCCAGCAGAACCUUUCAAUAUAUUAAAUGUCAGUUAUUCAUGGUCAUAUCUACACAGCACACACACACA